AUGACAUUCUCGGCUGUAGUUGAAGGCACUGAGGUGCAUAGGUCGCUUGUCGGAAUGCUUGGUAGUGGUGCAAAGGAAGAGAGCCUCAAGAGGUACAUCCGUGAAGGGUUGGCUUUACAGACCAGCGAAUACAAGGAGCAAGUCAGAGACAUGAGCCACGACGCCGCUCUGUCGUUCAUCCUGGAACAAGUAAGACGCACCACGCCAGCUGAAGGUCAGAUUGGGUGUGUGGACAACAUGACAUACCAUUGGCCCAUGCGGCCAUGGACUCGACUAUAUGAGGCAGCCAGCGCGGCUGACAGGACCAUGACAACGGAGGGGGGCGACUCCGCUACUGCGCAGCUGCCACUGCCGGCACCUGAGGACGCCCGUGGCGGCGAGGCGGCUGCUUUGCCAUCCCCAUCGGCUGCAGGACCUGCAGCCAUGCCUGGCCCACGACACACGGCAGGACAUCAGGAGGGGGGCGACUCCGCUACUGCGCAGCUGCCACCGCCGGCACCUGAGGACGCCCGUGGCGGCGAGGCGGCUGCUUUGCCAUCCCCAUCGGCUGCAGGACCUGCAGCCAUGCCUGGCCCACGACACACGGCAGGACAUCAGGUGGGCGUCCUCGGGUGCACUUGCUUGCUGCGCUUGGCACCCUGGACCGCCGCAUGCCUGGCUGACGACACACGGCACGCCAUCAG
Molecule: messenger RNA, 683 nt
Organism: Volvox carteri f. nagariensis
Lineage: Eukaryota; Viridiplantae; Chlorophyta; Chlorophyceae; Chlamydomonadales; Volvocaceae
Exons: 6
Source: RefSeq, a predicted model, not a curated record